ACGCUCAUCGUCGAAAUCACCGACACAUCCUCGCGCUCACACCAGCGUGAUCUAGAAGGCACACAAGUCCCCUUCGCCAACGGCAUGCGCGCAGCGCAAGUACUCGACGACCGCCGGCAGGUACCACACUGCGGGCUGUGCCAGCGCUGGGGGCACCCACGCGUUCGUUGCACGGCUCCGUCAUCAGUGUGCGAACACUGCGGAGGAGACCACGACAUCCGCCACCACUGCGCAAUCGCGGUGUGCUGUCGCGGAUCCGGCAAUGUGGUAUGCCCGCACCCACCAAAGUGCGUCAACUGUGGCCAACCGCACCGCGCCAAUGCGCGCGAGUGCCCGUACUACGUGCACCGGAACGACUUCGGAUGG
Epithele typhae is the source of this 366-nucleotide messenger RNA. RefSeq lists its product as uncharacterized. The record is from RefSeq and is a predicted model, not a curated record. The transcript has a single exon. The annotation marks the transcript as partial. Lineage: Eukaryota; Fungi; Basidiomycota; Agaricomycetes; Polyporales; Epitheliaceae.